AAAAAAAGAGCUAAAAAAGUUUAAGAGCUCUAAAUUGACAUUAUUGCCAGCAAUACGACCGGUGUAUUGACCACUAAAGAUCACAGGUCGCUAUACUCUAUCCAAUGUAACAGAGUGGGCGAAACAUAUGCUCCGCUCUCUGACGAUUUUGGAAUUCGGCGACCAUUUUGAUGAUCAGAAACUUCGGUCGAAGGUCAUUUGUUGUGCGACGGAGAAUCUGAAGAAGGUGAACUAGUUUUACAGAAGACGAAAAACAGCUUACGUUCCAGGUAGGUAUACCGAUCAACUAACAUCGUUGCACUAAGCCGAGGUGGACUUGGUACCUUCUGGCCAGGUGGAGCGACAAUAUAACACACAGGCAUACUCCAUGCCAUGGAAAUCGAGCAGCAGAAAAACGAGGAACAAGCUUCGGCGCCACGUGAGUCCACAGGACCGUUAACAAACGCCGUUCUUCAUUGGCUGGCGCACCUGAUCUGCGGCAGCUGGGAGGAGGUGGGGCGAGCCGCGAACGUCUCCCGGGCCAAAGUCAGUAAGCUCCGGCGGCUCCACCAGGACGAUCGGGAAGAGGCCGCCUUUCAGAUGCUGGUGCACUGGCGCAACAGUCAGGCCAGGGGGAACGACGCUUUCCGAGAACUGGCCACAGCGCUGGAGUCGUGCGGGUUCAACAGUGUGGCGAAGGUACUACUGAGGAGGAAACAGUCCGGGCUGCUUCUCCGGAGUCCCUCCAUGGGGGAGACUUAGAGCAGGUGUGAAGGUACUACUGAGGAGGAAGGAGUCCGGACUGCUUCUCCAGAGUCCGUCCAUGGGGGAGGCUUAGAGCAGGUGUGAAGGUUCUCCGGAGAAGAGAGUUGUGCUGGUUGAACAGUGUGGCGAAUGUUCUAAUGAGGAGGAAAGAGUCCGGACUGC
Messenger RNA from Branchiostoma floridae (Florida lancelet), 906 nucleotides. RefSeq lists its product as uncharacterized. Bases 373 to 741 code for a protein of 122 amino acids. Gene Ontology annotation, molecular function: protein binding. Gene Ontology annotation, biological process: signal transduction. Lineage: Eukaryota; Metazoa; Chordata; Leptocardii; Amphioxiformes; Branchiostomatidae. The record is from RefSeq and is a predicted model, not a curated record. The transcript has 4 exons.